Messenger RNA from Leptidea sinapis, 703 nucleotides. RefSeq names its product ubiquitin-conjugating enzyme E2 L3 (gene Ubc10). The transcript is spliced from 4 exons. The coding region runs from base 159 to 623 and encodes 154 amino acids. NCBI's taxonomy places the organism in Eukaryota, Metazoa, Arthropoda, Insecta, Lepidoptera, Pieridae. The record is from RefSeq and is a predicted model, not a curated record.
AUGAUUCAUAUUUUCGACAUGGAUAAGACUUUUCAGGUUUCAUCUUCCAACUGAAGAGAAUUAUGUUGAUAAAGUGGUAUAAUUUAGUAAUCGAAAAAAUAUAGGCUGAUAUAGUUUUUUUGUCACUUUGUUCUAAACAUUUUCUAAUAGAGUUCACAAUGGCAGCAACACGAAGAUUACAAAAGGAGCUUAACGACAUCAGGCAAUCGGGACUUAAAUCAUUUAGGGAUAUUCAGGUGGAUGAAUCCAAUAUUCUUACAUGGCAGGGUUUAAUAGUACCGGAUAAUGCUCCUUAUAACAAAGGAGCUUUUCGCAUUGAGAUUAAUUACCCAGCAGAAUACCCAUUUAAGCCUCCCAAAAUUAGUUUUAAAACAAAAAUCUAUCACCCAAAUAUUGAUGAAAAGGGUCAGGUGUGCUUGCCUAUUAUUAGUGCUGAAAAUUGGAAACCAGCAACAAAGACUGAUCAAGUUAUUCAAGCUCUGGUAGCUCUUGUCAAUGAUCCAGAACCUGAACAUCCAUUGCGUGCAGAACUGGCUGAAGAGUUCCUCAAGGAUAGGAAAAAAUUUUCUAAAAAUGCUGAAGAAUUCACCAAAAAACACAGUGAAAAGCGACCCUCUGAUUAAGUUUUACUUUAUUUAAUGCAUUUGAUGGAUUGAAGGCUUGUAUGCAUGCAUUUGAACAUUGAUUAAAAGUAUUAUAUUCA